Messenger RNA from Malus domestica (apple), 484 nucleotides. RefSeq lists its product as uncharacterized. NCBI's taxonomy places the organism in Eukaryota, Viridiplantae, Streptophyta, Magnoliopsida, Rosales, Rosaceae. The record is from RefSeq and is a predicted model, not a curated record.
AUCCCCAACAAAAUUUAAAGGGGAGAAGACCAAAAUGUCCUCUCUCAUCACAGCACAGAUCAAGUCCAAAGCAGAUGAGCUCUACCAUGGAGAUGAAAUCUGCCAACAAAAAGCAAGGCAGCUUCUCUCAGAAAUCUCCCUCCCCAAUGGCCUCUUGCCCCUCAAGGACGUUGAGGAGUGUGGGAUUAUCAGAGAAACUGGCUUUGUGUGGCUCAAGCAGAAGAAGAGCUACACUCACAAGUAUGAGAAAAUUGGGAAGUUGGUCAGUUAUGCCCCUGAGAUCACAGCCAUUGUUGAGAAGGGCAAGAUCAAGAAGCUGACAGGGGUGAAGACCAAGGAGCUCUUGGUGUGGGUGCAGCUCAGUGACAUUUACGUUGAUGACCCUCCAACUGGGAAGAUCACCUUCAAGACCCCUGCUGGGUUGUUUAGGACUUUUCCUGUAAGUGCGUACGGAAAAGAAUGAUCUGAAAUCCGAUUGAUUUCA